Molecule: messenger RNA, 711 nt
Organism: Glarea lozoyensis ATCC 20868
Lineage: Eukaryota; Fungi; Ascomycota; Leotiomycetes; Helotiales; Helotiaceae
Product: S-adenosyl-L-methionine-dependent methyltransferase
Exons: 1
Coding region: 1-711 (236 amino acids)
Molecular function (GO): S-adenosylmethionine-dependent methyltransferase activity
Source: RefSeq, a predicted model, not a curated record
AUGUCCAACGCAACUUCAGCAAAACCAAUGGUCAAUCCACUCCUCAGAUCACUAUACCCAGCAUCGAUAACCUAUCCACCAAACUCAUUCAUCCGACAAGAUGAGAAUGCAGACUCCCAAUGGUACUCCCAACCCCGUUUCGUCCAACAUAUCGACGACGGCGCAAUCAGCACCCUCAAAGACUACUACUCCACCAUCAUCAAACCCGAACACUCAGUCCUCGACCUCUGUUCAUCAUGGGUCUCACAUCUCCCAGACUCACUUGAACCAAGCAAAAUGAUAGGGAUCGGCAUGAACGCGCCAGAACUCCAGAAAAAUGCUCAUUUAACGAAAUACUACGUCAAGGAUCUAAAUGAGAAACCGGAAUUCAAAGAGAUGGAGGAUGAGAGUGUGGAUGUGGUUAUUUGUAAUGUGAGUGUAGAUUAUCUUACGAAACCUAUUAAAGUGUUUGAGGAGAUGAGGAGGGUGUUGAAGACGGGCGGGACGGCGCAUAUGGCGUUUAGCAAUCGGUGUUUUCCGACGAAGGUUAUUGGGCCUUGGAUGAGUAUGGAUGAUGAAGAAAGGAGGAAGUGGGUUGGUGGGUAUUUUUGGGCUAGUGGUGGGUGGGAGGAUGUGGAGGAAGUCGUGCUGAAGGAGGGAAAGGCGUCGUUUUGGGGGGGUGAAGAUCCCCUUUUUGUGGUGAGGGGGAGGAAAGCUGGUCUGAAGGGUUGA